Messenger RNA from Talaromyces rugulosus, 636 nucleotides. RefSeq lists its product as uncharacterized. Bases 1 to 636 code for a protein of 211 amino acids. Gene Ontology annotation, biological process: mitochondrial electron transport, cytochrome c to oxygen. Gene Ontology annotation, cellular component: mitochondrial envelope. Lineage: Eukaryota; Fungi; Ascomycota; Eurotiomycetes; Eurotiales; Trichocomaceae. The transcript is spliced from 6 exons. The record is from RefSeq and is a predicted model, not a curated record.
AUGUUCGCCUCUCGCGCUGUUUCCACCAUCGCCAGGCGUGCCCCUGUCAGGGCUUUCGUCAAGGCUCGUCCUUUCACCUCGUCGAUGACUCGCCUCGACAACAAGCUCAACGUCCCCGGCAAAGUCGUUCCCUACGAAGGUUUGCAGACCCGAUUUCUUCCCAAUUCGCAUGUCCCUCUCACUCUGUCGGUUUUUGAUAUCAAGACCGAGGACGACCUUCUUCCCCCCGGAAGCAAGCCCGGAAGCGUCCCCACUGAUAUCGAACAGGCCACCGGUCUGGAACGUCUCGAAUUGAUCGGAAAGAUGCAGGGAAUUGAUGUUUUCGACCAGAGGCCUCUCGAUGCUUCUCGCAAGGGAACCCUGGAAAACCCAAUUCUGGUUACCGGUGGUGGUGAUGAGCAAUACGCUGGUUGCACCGGCUACCCUGCCGACUCUCACAUUGUCAACUGGUUGACUGUUUCCCGCGAGCGCCCCAUUGAGCGCUGCAACGAGUGCGGCAAUGUCGUCAAGCUCAACUACGUUGGCCCCGAGGAAGACCCCCAUGCUCACGACCACGGCCACGGCCACGGCCACCCCGCCUACGAGGAGCCCAAGACUUUUGCAGACUACGUCAAGCCCGAGUACUGGUACCGAUAA